AUGGAUUGGGUUCAAGACGAACACACCACUCCAUAUGAAGAAACUAUCAACGGCGAACUCACGGCGAAGAACGCUGGAGGAAGUAAUUUGCAUCCCACGUUCAUGUUGAAUCCACAAUAUCAUCUACGAGUCCCGAGAGUAUUCCCUUCCAAAACAGAAUCAACCAGUCUAUCGGCAAAUGUAAUCCUUACACUAUCAGCCCAAAAGUCGAUGCCGAUGAAUAUCACCAUUGUAUGGAGUGGAGGAUCUCGGGUAUUCGAAUUGACGCAAAGCGAUAUUGUAGCAACGUCCGGUUCGUACUCGUACGGUUUCGCUCGCCUUUGCAGGUCGUUGCAACCUGGAGACUAUACCGUGAUCGUUUCUGCCUUUGAACCGCAGCACCUCGGUCAUUUUACGCUCUUGGUGGAAUGCUCGGAGAACGUGCGCCUCGAACCAAUACCCCAAGAAGGAGCAGGAAUGUAUUCCAAAGUGGUCCGAGGGGAAUGGGCUGGAGACUCUGCUGGCGGAGGCCCGAACAGUCCUAUGUAUGGAUCUAAUCCGAAGUGUGAGAUUUAUCUCAGCGCGACCACCCAGUUGAGUGCUCGUUUGCAGCUCCUCAUAGCAGCGCCCCCUGUCCCGCUCAACUUGACGCUCUUUCCUGCGACGUCGAGUCAAACGUUGUCGCGACAUAUCGCGACCUCGGGACCCUACUCCGACGCGACAUGCGGUGUGCUACUCCCAUCGACUACAGUACCGGCGGGCACGUAUUGGCUAGUUCCAUCGACGUACGACCGUGGCGUCGAAGGGACAUUCCGGAUAAUUGUGUAUGCCACGGCGCCUAUCACAAGGAUCUCUAUGAGAUAA
Punctularia strigosozonata HHB-11173 SS5 is the source of this 843-nucleotide messenger RNA. RefSeq lists its product as uncharacterized. The coding region runs from base 1 to 843 and encodes 280 amino acids. The transcript is spliced from 6 exons. The record is from RefSeq and is a predicted model, not a curated record. Gene Ontology annotation, molecular function: calcium-dependent cysteine-type endopeptidase activity. Lineage: Eukaryota; Fungi; Basidiomycota; Agaricomycetes; Corticiales; Punctulariaceae. Gene Ontology annotation, biological process: proteolysis.